Xiphias gladius (swordfish) is the source of this 1093-nucleotide messenger RNA. It is a transcript of the gene etfbkmt, whose product is annotated as electron transfer flavoprotein subunit beta lysine methyltransferase. The coding region runs from base 81 to 860 and encodes 259 amino acids. Gene Ontology annotation, cellular component: mitochondrial matrix. Gene Ontology annotation, biological process: peptidyl-lysine trimethylation. The transcript is spliced from 3 exons. The record is from RefSeq and is a predicted model, not a curated record. NCBI's taxonomy places the organism in Eukaryota, Metazoa, Chordata, Actinopteri, Istiophoriformes, Xiphiidae. Gene Ontology annotation, molecular function: protein-lysine N-methyltransferase activity.
GUUAAUUGCGUGUCCCGGUUUCGGGAGGACGAUGGACCUCUUGUCCGACGCAUAUUUUGCGUUCGUGUGGAAAACAUUUCAUGAUCAUGUUGGGACUUUUAACGCCUCCAAAAUGUACUCGGUAUGUUAAAAUAUUUCCCGGCUCAUUCAAGCAGACAAGUAGACACCGACGCCUCUCAAAAUGCUGUCAGUCUAAUGAAUAUAUACGGAGUUUUAUUGCAGAGAACACAGAGACAACUGGAGAGCGGAGCCUGACCCCUGAGAUCAAGCUCAGGCUCUUCACCCCAAACUGCAGAUUUUGGCUAGAAAGACCAGAGCUCUGGCCUUUUGAUGACCCCUACUGGGCAAUAUACUGGCCAGGAGGACAGGCACUCUCAAGGUUUCUCUUGGACAGCCCUGGAUUGUGCCUGGGUAAGACAGUCCUGGAUCUGGGCAGCGGCUGUGGAGCCUCAGCCAUCGCUGCAAAACUAUGUGGUGCUGCUCAUGUUGUUGCUAAUGACAUUGACACUGUUGCAGCUGUUGCUACCCAUAUGAACUCCGAGCUCAACAGCCUGGAGCCACCCGUUUGUGUGACUGACAACAUGAUUGGUUCAGAGCCCGAGGGUUUUGACCUGAUUCUUUUGGGUGACAUGUUCUAUGACGAGGCCCUGGCCACCAGCCUUCACAGCUGGUUGGACCGCUGCAUCAAAACCCACAGCACCAAAGUCCUGAUCGGAGAUCCUGGAAGAGCCCAGUUUGAGGGACACAGCAUCCGAAGGCUCCUGCAUCAGCUGGCUCAGUUUGAGUUGCCUGAGUCUGUCAGAGAGGAAAACUACGGUCUGACCUGCAGCAGUGUUUGGUCCUACCAUCCUGAGCUCUGAGGACUGUGCUUUCUUAAAUGACUGUAAAUUAAUAUUUCUUAUGUAAUUAUUCCUAAAGUGCUCUGUGAUUACUUUGUAGUUAUUUCCUACUUUUCAGGGUCUCUCCGUUUGUGUUUUCUUUUUUAUCUUGUUGUUUUUUAAUUCCCAGGAUGCUGUGUGGCAUUCACAUAGAAAAUAUGACAAAGUAGAACCUUUAUAUACGGAUGUUAAAGCAACAAAGGUUAAAAAAAAAA